CUUCAUUGCACAAUGGUUGAGGGAAGUAUUAAAGCAGGCAGUUGUAGAUAUUUUGAUGCCCGUUACAAGUACAAACGCGGGCCGGCCGAAUGAUUCGCCGACGACCCCAAAAUUUCCAUAUUCAUCGCACGACCAAUAUCCACCAGCAUCGAAUUCGAUCUCGAGAAGACGGCCAAGUUGAAUCGCCGCAACUGCAACCCAAUCUCCGGCCCAAUUCACCACAUAAACGACUCUUCUGAAGCAUUUUCGAAUCGACCUCGCCUAAAAGAAAUCACCUCCUCAAAUCAAAGCCCCUCCACACAGAAUCCGCCAUCAUGGGCGGCAGGCAAAUCCGCCCCGCGGGCGUCUACAAGGCCGUCCGGGAAGAGCUCAAGCACCAGCUCAUGCCCGGCUACAACGUGCCCACGCCGCCGUGGUUCGCCGUCAUGAACUCGGUUCCUCCCUCAGAGGCGCUCGUGCGCACCGUCACGCCGCGCCACCGCAUGCCCAACCCAAAGGCCUCGAAGCCCAAGAAGCUGUUCCGCCCGCAGAGCAUUGCGUACCCGGAAGAUGCGCUGCGGACGAGCUUCUACAAGGAUCACCCGUGGGAGCUGGCGAGGCCGAGGGUUGUGCUGGAGUUGGAUGGUAAAGAUUAUCAGCAUUGUGAUUGGAGUAAAGGAUUGAGACAGAAGGGUGUCCCACUAUCAGGUGAAAGUGUUGUACAACGCCAGCUGUGGUUAAUGGAAAACGAAAAGAUGAGCAAGCGCAAGGCAUACGACACGGUCCGCCGAGAGUUCUACAGGCUGCGCCAGCAAGAGGAGGUCGAGAAGAGGAUAGCCAUCGAGGAGGCGCGCUACGCCGGCGCAUACUUUGGCAAGACGAGAUUGGAUAUCGGCAUGCAGCUCGAGGACCAGGAGUACGAGAACUGGAAGAUUUGGGCCGGCAAGGAGACGGCGAACCGGGAGGCCAGGGCAAGUUCCGACAUUGAGACGUUUGGACUCGAGGAGGAGGAGGGCGCGGCGGAGACGGCGGAGGCGCAGCCUGUGACGGCGGCGGCAUAGGUAUAGACGGGGAGGGGGGGCUGGCAUGGCUUGUAUUAUAUGACUUGUACGAAGACAAUCGGGGAGAAGGAUAUAAAAAAGAAGGUAAAAUUAUGUUAUUAUUUGGCAGGGCUGGGUUCCAUGUCAUCCAAGCGGCGGGAAUUAAAGACAAUUUCUCCUGCGUUCUGUACGCCAUAUCGAGUCGCCACUUCUUGGUGCUGUGUGACAAAGACGUCUGCUAUACCGGUGUGGAAUAGGAGCUUGCCCGUCAAGCUCAGUGUCGAUAUGCGUGCCCAGGACUCAAUGUAUAUGACCUUCAUGCAGCUCUCAGGAACAAGGUAAGCCAUCUUGAGUAAAUGCACCGCCAACGCAACAAAGAAGCCAGUAGCC
Messenger RNA from Trichoderma harzianum CBS 226.95, 1409 nucleotides. RefSeq lists its product as hypothetical. The transcript is spliced from 2 exons. Gene Ontology annotation, cellular component: mitochondrial small ribosomal subunit. Lineage: Eukaryota; Fungi; Ascomycota; Sordariomycetes; Hypocreales; Hypocreaceae. Bases 315 to 1040 code for a protein of 241 amino acids. Gene Ontology annotation, molecular function: structural constituent of ribosome. The record is from RefSeq and is a predicted model, not a curated record.